Juglans regia (Persian walnut) is the source of this 1983-nucleotide messenger RNA. Its product is annotated as protein GRAVITROPIC IN THE LIGHT 1-like. Bases 563 to 1831 code for a protein of 422 amino acids. The transcript is spliced from 3 exons. Lineage: Eukaryota; Viridiplantae; Streptophyta; Magnoliopsida; Fagales; Juglandaceae. The record is from RefSeq and is a predicted model, not a curated record. Gene Ontology annotation, biological process: negative gravitropism; response to red or far red light.
ACAAUUGAAGAAAACCAAAUGACCAGGAUGAGAAGGGAUGCCAUUUCUCCCAUUCUACCCAUAUAAUACCCCUCGUUCACUCUCUUCACAAACCAAAACAUAAAUGCCCAACCACCCAAUAAUAAAGUCCCAGUAAUCUCCCACAACGAAUCCAACUCUAUUUGAUGAAUUUCAUUUCUUCCGGCUUAAUUUCUCACAAAGCGAGAAGAGAGAGAGAGCCUUUGUUGAGGAGAGAGAGACCGACAGAAAAUCCAGGUUGGAGAGAGAGAGAGAGAGAUUGCUUAGAGCGAGGAGAAAUAGAGCUUGCAAAGAAAGAUAGAGAGAGUUUGUCGAGUGAGGAGACUCAGGACUCAGGACUCAGGACUCAGGAGAGAGAGUUUGCUGAGAGCAGGAGAGGUAGAGAGGGACAGAAAAAAAUUUGAGUAUCUGACCGGUUUUAAGCUGCAGGGUAUUAUGCUUGCUGGGGCAAUCCUGGACCUCAUUUGCGGUCUUUGUAGGUUGUCUAGCACCGGUGUUCGCUCUGAAGGAAGCCUAUUCAGCUACCUUGUCAUUGGAAUUAGCUAUGCUACCCACUGGAGCAAAAGAUUCCCAACUCCGUGAGAGCAGCAACCAGAAGGUCCACCCACAACCCAUGGAAGAGGCCACGAAUCAGAAUCCUGAAGCUAUGGAAUCCCUUAUAUCCAAGAUUUUUACAAACAUCUCCUCCCUGAAGUCAGCUUACAUCCAGCUUCAAGCUGCUCACACUCCCUAUGACCCUGAUAAAAUCCAAGUUGCCGAUAAACUUGUAAUUUCUGAGCUGAAGAACCUGUCUGAACUCAAGCACUUGUACAGGGAGAAAAACCCCAAACCAGUAUGUGUUUCUCCACAGGACUCUCGUUUAGCUGCAGAGAUCCAAGAACAACAGAGCCUGCUGAAAACCUAUGAGGUUAUGGUGAAGAAAUUUCAGUCUGAAAUUCAGAAUAAAGAUUCUGAGGUUCUUCAGUUACAGCAGCAGAUUGAGGAGGCAAACCAGAGGCGGGCGAAACUGGAAAAGAAUCUUAAGCUUAGGGGCUUGUCAACAAAAGAAUCAGAAGGUUCUGCAGAUGAAAAUGGAUUUUUCCCUGUAGAUCUAACCCCUGAUCUCUUUGCAUCUGCUGUAGAAGCUGCUUUCAAAGCCAUUCAUGAUUUUUCUAAGCCAUUGAUAAAUAUGAUGAAAGCAGCUGGAUGGGAUCUUGAUGCUGCAGCAAACUCAAUUGAACCUGAUGUCAUUUAUGCAAAAAGAGCCCAUAAAAAAUAUGCGUUUGAGUCCCAUAUCUGCCAAAGAAUGUUCAGUGGCUUUCAGCAGGCAAGCUUCUCUAUCAAAUCAGACAAUCUUAUGGUCAAUAAAGACAGCUUCUUCCACCAAUUUCUUGCUCUAAGGGAGAUGGAUCCAGUGGACAUGCUAGGCCAAAAUCCAGAUUCCAUUUUUGGAAAAUUUUGCAGGAGCAAGUACCUACUGGUGGUUCACCCAAAGAUGGAGGCUUCGUUCUUUGGAAAUUUAGAUCAGCGAAAUUAUGUAAUGGGGGGUGGGCAUCCAAGGACUCCAUUUUACCAGGCUUUUCUAAAACUGGCGAAGUCAAUCUGGCUUUUGCAUAGGCUAGCCUAUUCGUUUGAUCCCAAUGUCAAGGUCUUUCAGGUUAAGAGAGGGACUGAAUUCUCUGAGGUUUAUAUGGAAAGUGUGGUGAAGAAUUUGAUACUGGAUGAAAGUGAUCAAAAGCCCAAGGUUGGACUAAUGGUGAUGCCUGGUUUUUGGAUUGGGGGUAGUGUGAUCCAGAGUCAAGUUUAUCUCUCGGGUAUGAAGGUUGCCGAAUGACUUGGCAUGUGUAUGCAAAUCUUCGUCCAGAUGAGUGUGGUAUGUAUGUUUGAUGUGUUGCUUUUCCUAUACUGUAUUUUGUCUCUGUAUCUUAUGUAAUAGUAAUAACUGGUUUGGAGAUGAAUAGCUUUUAAUUACCUGUCCAAGGGUUC